GAAGGAGGCUGCGGGGCUGAGCCUCGGCCCGGACUACAUUUCCCAGGGGCCCACGCUCACGCUGAUGAGGUAACACUCCGCUCUCGAGAAAUCCAGACGUGCCGGGAGCCGGGGGUCAGGAUGGCCGACCAGCGAGUGUUCCUGCUGUCCUGCCCUGUUCAGCACUAUGCCUGGGGAAAGGUGGGUUUUUCCAGUGAAGUAGCCCAGUUGCUGGCAAGCAGUGACCCGCUGGUCCACAUUCAAGAGGACAAGCCAUAUGCAGAGAUGUGGAUGGGAACCCACCCCCGGGGUGAUGCUGUGAUUCCUGACGUUGAUAUCUCGGAGAAGACCCUGGGGCAGUGGAUCACCAACAACUUGACUUGCUUAGGGCAGAGUGUCAAAGAAACCUACCAAGAUCUGCCUUUCCUCUUCAAAGUGCUGUCUGUCAAUACAGCCCUUUCCAUCCAGGCACAUCCCAAUAAGGAACUUGCAGCGAAGCUUCAUACCCAGGCCCCUGAACACUACCCAGAUAAAAACCAUAAGCCAGAGAUGGCCAUAGCCCUUACCCCUUUCCAGGCCUUAUGUGGCUUUCGACCUGUCCAGGAGAUCGUGGACUUUCUUCAUAAGGUGCCAGAGCUCCGGUUGCUGAUUGGCAAUGAGGCAGCGGAACAGCUAGAGCACAGCAUGGGCCAGGACCUCCAAGCUACCUCUUCUGCCCUUCGGGUCUGCUUCACCAAACUGAUGAAGAGUGAAAAGAAGGACUUUGAGGAACAGCUCAACAUCUUGGUGAAGCGCAUCUCUCAGGAAGUGGCAAAAGGGAAAGAUGUGACAGACAGUAAUGGAGCGCUCCUCCUGAAGCUUCAUGAACAGUAUCCUGGCGACAUCGGCUGCUUUGUCAUCUACUUCCUGAACUUGGUGGUGCUAGAGCCAGGAGAUGCCAUCUUCCUGAAGGCCAAUGAGCCCCAUGCAUACCUAAAUGGAGACUGUGUGGAGUGUAUGGCAUGCUCAGACAACACAGUGCGGGCUGGCCUGACACCCAAGUUCAUUGAUGUGACAACCCUGUGUGACAUGCUCAACUACACGCCAGCCCCAAGCAGUUCAAAACUGUUUCUUCCCGUGGCUGCUGAAUCUGACCCUUAUGUCUCCAUCUAUGAUCCACCUAUACCUGAAUUCACAGUUUUAAAGAUCAAGAUUCCUUCCACCACUCGUUUCUACAUGAUUAACAACAUAGAGUCGGCCAGCAUCCUCCUGGUGGUGAACGGAAAAGCAAAGGGUAACUCAGAGGCAGCCAAGUCUGAGCUCUCCUUGCAGCGCGGCACCGUAGUCUUCAUUGCAGCCAACGAGCAUCUCUCAUUGGAACUCAGUUCCGAGGAGGGUUUGCUCAUGUUCCGGGCCUGCUGUCUGACCUAGCCACCCGUCCUCUCCUCACCUGCCACAGCCUCGCCACACUUGGCUCUGUGAUCUCUAGUCAGUCUCUUGUGUCUGUAUUAUGUCUUGGGGCAGCUGCAAGAAAGUAGGCCCGAGGGUCAUGAUCAUGCCAGCAGUUCUUCCUUAACCCCCAUCUAGUGGAGUUGGGGAAGUGACCUGUUCUACAUGGGUAGGGCAACAAUCUGACCAAUAGUGGAAAAGAGAUAUACAUGCUGUAUCUCUGGAAGUAUUUAAACACACAAUUAAAUGUAGACUGUCCAUCAAAGAUGUUGUACUGGGUGGGACAUUGGAUGUAAGCCCUCCCCAUUCUUAAGGUACUAGAUUUAAAACAUGGCACAGGGCACCCCUGUUGGAAACACUGUGCCUGCUGGACCUGAUGCUCCGAAACCUGAGCAAGGCCUUUCCUCCCCUCAUUUGCCUCAGUUUCUUAUUCUGUAGUGAGGUGAGUGGGUGGGCUGGUGGUUGAGCACCUUCCUCCAAAGUUUGCAGUGAGCCUCUUUUGGGCAGACUAGUGAGGAGGGGAUGUAUAGUUUCUAAAGAAGGAUUUUUCUCCACCACUGGACACGAUGCCACAACCCUCAGGGGAUGGUUGGUUCAAUACAGAUUCUGCUGACAUGCUAACACACUUGUCUUCCUCCAACACUCGCUAGAGCGCUCUAUUUCCAGCAGGCUUCCAAGAAGCAUCUGUUGAGUUGACACACUAGUUCACUUUGGUGUUCCUGGUUGUUUUACCUUGAUUUUGGCCUUAAAUGUCCACAGAAGGAACUUCUGUCAGUGCAAGUCAGCAUCUCAGGAGCUGCCUAGAGCUGAGGCCAGCCAAGAUCUGAUGGAACUUGAAUCUGGGUCUCCUGCAAUGAGCUCCCCAGGAGGUCAUCUGAACUUUCUUAGCAGAAAUAGCAGGGCUAGGGAAGUGCAUGUGCCUAUGUUGAUAAAAGCUCUGAGCCAGCUCACCCCUCAGGGUUCAGAGUGAGCCAGCACCUGCUGACGCUGGAGCUACAGCUGAGGGGUGUGCCAUUACCCCAAUUCCUAGUUCCUGCAGGGAGGAACUGAGAUCUUGCUAGGAUCCACAGAUCCAGAUCUUUCAUCUCUCACCCUGGAGGGCUCAUGAUAGCAGCCCCCACAACAGUGACACAUACAGGUUCUGUAGCAUGAAGAAAUUUAUUGAUAUUAUAAACUCUGCUCAUGAUAGAAAACUCUAAGCCAUACACAUCUCUGAAUAUACAUACUAUGUACUAUGUACACCACAUAAACCCACCUCCAGAUUAAGCAGCCAAAACAAACCGGUCCAUUUUCCCAAGUGUACUGAUUGUCAGUUGCAGAGCACCAGAAGGUGAGGGACCCAAAGCAGCCCUGUCACUGGUGGUGCGGGGCCAUGGGACUUUAACCAGCAGCUUGGUCUGAGGCUGGGGUUCCAGACAGAUGAUGUUUCAUUGACAAUACUGUUCAAUAUCCACCCUCUUACAAGUUCUACCUAGAGCCUUUACAGCUUCCUGUCAGAAUGGAAUCCCCACUGACCUGUGAGGCAGGAUGAGCAUUAGUGCCAGAAACUUCAGAGGCCCUUUUCAUUUCAACGAGACAACCAAAGAAACAACUGGGGUGGAAAGCCAAGAGCUAAAGCAGGGGGUCAGAACAACCCCAUAAGUCUAGGGAAGAACCCUGGUUCUGGGCCUAGAAACAGGCUUGGAGUCCAGGCUUUUCUACCUUUUCAUCCCACUGGGGGAAUGCCUGAACCUCACUCAAGUCCUUCUGUUGCCCCACCAGAAGAUCCAUAAAGGUGAGAAGGUAACCAAGCUUUUAAUGAGCUCCCGGCCAGGCCUGUCCUACAGCCUUCCAAUGCUUUUUUCUCCCCACUCACUUGUUCUCAUUCCUUACCAAAAAAAAAAAAAAAAA
Molecule: messenger RNA, 3297 nt
Organism: Trichosurus vulpecula (common brushtail)
Lineage: Eukaryota; Metazoa; Chordata; Mammalia; Diprotodontia; Phalangeridae
Gene: MPI
Product: mannose phosphate isomerase
Exons: 8
Coding region: 121-1389 (422 amino acids)
Biological process (GO): GDP-mannose biosynthetic process; carbohydrate metabolic process
Cellular component (GO): cytosol
Molecular function (GO): zinc ion binding; mannose-6-phosphate isomerase activity
Source: RefSeq, a predicted model, not a curated record